Triticum turgidum subsp. durum (durum wheat) is the source of this 909-nucleotide messenger RNA. The record is from the annotation of a GenBank genome assembly. Lineage: Eukaryota; Viridiplantae; Streptophyta; Magnoliopsida; Poales; Poaceae.
AUGGGUGCGCCGAAGCAGAGGUGGACGUCGGAGGAGGAAGCCGCGCUCAAGGCCGGCGUGGCCAAGCACGGGCCGGGAAAGUGGCGGACCAUCCUCCGCGACACGGACUUCAGCGCCGUCCUGCGCCUCCGAUCCAAUGUUGACCUCAAGGACAAGUGGCGCAACUUGAGUGUUACUGCUGGAGGAUAUGGCUCAAGAGAAAAGGCAAGAAUGGCGUUGAAGCAAGGCAAGCGUGUUCCCAAGGUUAACAUUGAACCAAUGGACGUUGAUGCAGAUAAUCUGGACAAUGUUCAUGAUACAGUCAUUGAUGCAAAACCAUUGGCAGUGGUUGUUGAACCCAGCCAGCGUGAAUGCAGUUCAGAGAAGUCAGUUGCUAGGUUAGUGGCACUCUGGCUUGAUGAUCUCAUAUUGGAAGCUAUAAAGAAGCUUAAGGAGUCUUCCGGAUCAAAUAAAACGGCCAUCGCUUCAUACAUUGAGGAGCAAUACUGGCCACCUGCUGAUUUUCAACGCUUACUAUCAACAAAAUUGAAGGCACUGGUUGCUACUGGAAAAUUGAUGAAGUCCAACCAAAAAUACAGAAUUGCACCGAGUUCAGUCUCGUUAGGUGGAAGGAGCACCAAGGUGCACUCAACAGAAGACGACAAACAAAAUAUUUGUAUUAGACAACUAACUAAGCCUCAAGUGGAUGCUGAACUGGAUAUGAUGACACACAUGAAUAAGGAAGAGGCAGCAGCAUUUGCUGCCAAGGCAGUUGCUGAGGCAGAAGUUGCCAAUGCGGAGGCUGAAGAAGCAGCAAGGGCUGCAGAAGCUGCAGAAGCUGAGGCUGAAGCUGCAAAGGCUUUUCUCGAUGCCGUCAUGUUGACUGUGCAAAACAAAAAUGCUGCCUCUGCGAUUCUUCGAGCUUGCUGA